This is a messenger RNA of Nerophis lumbriciformis (worm pipefish), 1011 nucleotides long. NCBI's taxonomy places the organism in Eukaryota, Metazoa, Chordata, Actinopteri, Syngnathiformes, Syngnathidae. The record is from RefSeq and is a predicted model, not a curated record.
AACCGGCCGCUGACCGACGAGCAGACGGCUGACCAGAACUUGCAGUUCAUGCUGAGUUUGUACCGCAGCGCGGCGGAACCGGGGGGAAGACCCAAAAAACACAGGAAGUUCGGAUCCAACACCGUGCGAUUGCUGAAAGCCUCCGCGUCGUCGGUGCGCUACCUUCCAGUGUCCACAGACCACCACUACGCCUUCAGCGUGCAGUACGAGCUGGAGCUCCUCCCGUCCGAGCGUCUGAUCCGAGCCUCCUUCGUGCACCUGCGCGCUUCGUCUCCAACUGCCAUGGCGCCACCCCGUUGUCACGCCCGGGUGGCGUUAUCCGGAGGGGAGACACUGUUCAGCACCAUGGAGCCCCACCAGCGCUGGAAGGAGUCCCACCUGGGCGCCCGCGUCCUACGCCCGAGCGGGGGCCGCUUGACCGUCAGGGCCCGGUACCGCUGCACCGAGUCCGGGCCGCGGGCGGACAGAAUUCGCGGGGCGCCCCACUUGGAAGCCCCAUCGCUGCUUUUGUACUUGGAGGAGGAGCGUGACGGCAAGGACUGGAUGAUGGCUCAGCUGUCGGGGGCAAAAGGGGGGGACGAGCUCACCAGGCGCUUGAGUCGCUGGCACCCCUCCGUCAGCCGGCGGCGGCGCUCUUCCGACCCAGCUUUUGUCAUAGCCAGUCUCGCCGCCUCGGUCAAACGUGACACGAGUGAACCCAAGAACCGUUGCAAGCUGCACCCCUUCCGCCUGUCCUUCGAGGAGCUGGAUUUGGGGCACUACAUCGCCCCGCCGGUCUACAACCCUCGCUUCUGUCAGGGUGACUGCCCGCGUGUGCUCACCUACGACUACCACUCCCCCAACCACGCCAUCAUCCAGACCAAAAUCAACGAGCUGGGCAUGGGCGACGUCCCGCCGCCAUCAUGCGUGCCCUACAAGUACAUGCCCAUGAGUGUGCUAGUGAAGCACAAAAAGAAGGUGGAGUACAAAGAACUGGACGACAUGGUGGCAGAGUCCUGCACUUGCCGCUAA